AUGGCGCUCCGAGUCCCGACGGCGAUUCUCUUUUCCUUUGCCAUUCUGCCCCUUGCAUUCUACCUUGGGCGAGACCGACAGUCUACCUCUUGCCGUUGCUUUCCGGGCGAACCCUGCUGGCCCUCCCCUGAGCAAUGGGACAACCUCAACGCCUCCCUGUCGGGCAACCUCAUUGCCACAGCCCCCAUUGGCAGCGUCUGUCACACCAACACCUCCUUUGCGCCAUACAGCAGCCAGAGAUGCGCCGAGCUCCUAUCCCACUGGUCCAUCCCCGCAACACACUACCAGGACCCCUCCUCACCCAUGGCAGCCUGGUGGGCCAAUUUCUCAUGCUCGCCUUUCUCCGCAGGCUGCACCCUCGGUCCACUCGCCCACUACGUCGCGAAUGUGACAUGCGCCCAGGACAUACAGGAGGUCCUUCGCUUUACGACUAAACACAACAUCCGCCUAUCAAUCCGCAACACGGGCCACGACUAUCUCGGCAAAUCUACCGCUCCAGGAUCCAUCGCUCUCUGGACGCACAAUCUCAAAUCCAUCGAGUACAAGCCCAACUACACAGCCUCCUGGUACGCCGGCCCCGCACUGCGCGUCGGUGCCGGCGUACAAGGCCGCGAGGCUCAAGACGCCGCGCACAGAUCCGGCAACGGCCAUGUCAUUGUGUCUGCGCACUCUCCGGAUGUCGGAUUCGCAGGCGGAUACACGCAGGGCGGCGGACAUGGCCCGCUAGCAUCGCGAUACGGACUAGCAGCGGACCAAGUGCUCGAGUGGGAGGUUGUCACGGCCAAGGGCGAGAUUCUGACUGCAUCUCCGGCGCAGAAUGCAGAUCUCUACUGGGCGCUUGCAGGUGGCGGCGGGGGCGCCUUUGCCGUCGUCCUCGGGGUGACGGUGCGGAUGCAUGCGGAGGAGCGAACCGCGUCGGCGUCCUUGGUGUUCCCGUUCGAUGCUGCAGAUGCCCGGGCUUGGGAGGUCAUCAGGACAUUCUUGCUUGCCGCGCUGCCGCUGGCUGACGCUGGCGGCACGGCGUUGUGGGUUCUCUACCCCGGUCCUACUGCUGUGACCUUUAUUGGCGGGCCUUUCGUUCUCCCCGGGGCUGGGGCUGAAGACCUACAGUCGUACCUGGCUCCGACGCUCGAAUUACUCCGGGAGUAUGAGAUGGGAUAUGACUUCUCCAUCAACACCUAUCCGACAUACCACGCAUCAGUGGCCACCGCCGCCGUAAACGUCACAGAGUUCCAUGUCGGCGGCGCCCUUGUCCCUCGCUCGACGAUCCACUCAAACCCCAACGGCUUCAUCUCCACGCUGCAGGAGAUCCUUCGCCACAAGGCUGCCAUCUCCAGCUACUCCAUGAAUGUCUCGCGGCCAAUCAACAGCCCUGUAUCCGCUAAUGCAGUGAGCCCAGCCUGGCGGAACGCUGCAGUCUCCUUGCUCCUUGGAAUCCCGUUCAACUACACCAAUCGUCAGGUGAACGUCGAGAAUCAAAGGUUGAUGACCGACGUGCUGCUUCCGCAAGUCUCCGCACUUGUUGGCCCUGGCGAACAAGGCGCGUAUCUGAACGAGGCGGACUUCAACCAGCCAAACUGGCAGUCCCUGUUCUAUGGCGAGAACUACAACAGGCUGCUGAAGAUUAAGCAGAAAUAUGACCCCAAGCAGAUCUUCUAUGGCCGCACGGCGGUGGGGAGUGAGCGAUGGGUGGAGCAUGGGAAUGGACGGUUGUGUCCUGUUUGA
This is a messenger RNA of Aspergillus mulundensis, 1725 nucleotides long. RefSeq names its product FAD-dependent oxidoreductase. Gene Ontology annotation, molecular function: oxidoreductase activity; FAD binding. The record is from RefSeq and is a predicted model, not a curated record. Lineage: Eukaryota; Fungi; Ascomycota; Eurotiomycetes; Eurotiales; Aspergillaceae. The coding region runs from base 1 to 1725 and encodes 574 amino acids. The transcript is spliced from 3 exons.